Messenger RNA from Babesia bigemina, 831 nucleotides. RefSeq lists its product as hypothetical. The transcript has a single exon. Gene Ontology annotation, biological process: regulation of DNA-templated transcription. Bases 1 to 831 code for a protein of 276 amino acids. Gene Ontology annotation, molecular function: DNA-binding transcription factor activity. The record is from RefSeq and is a predicted model, not a curated record. Lineage: Eukaryota; Apicomplexa; Aconoidasida; Piroplasmida; Babesiidae.
AUGUUUCCACGAGCGCUGGUGCCACUUUGCUUCAACCACGCGUGGCGGCUGCCGCGUGCCGGCCGCGUGCAACCGUGCAUAUCGCAAUUCUUGAGCCGGCAGUGGCACAGCGCGGCGUUUACACAUCGCAGCUGCUCCUUGGCUCUCCCCGCGGCGUCGCGUGCGCCACUUCCGUGGUUAGCGGAACAGGUAAGACAUUUUGCAGGACGGCAACGCGGGCUGAAGCGGCGUAAAAGCAAGAGCGAGCCCCGCAGAAUCCAGCGCGCGGUCGGACGGCGACUAGAGCUCUUCUACCCAAAGCGCGCCCGCAGAACACGCAUCCGCCUCGUGCAGAACUCGCGAGGCAACGUCAUUUUUGAUCCGGUGUUGCGCCGGUUCCUCGUUGUCUACUACAAGCAGGGAGUCCAGGUGUUCCGCCAGUUCCGCGCGACCGGCUCCAGGUUCGAGAUAGCGCGCUCCAGAGCCAUCGCGUUCGCCCGCCAGAUGGCCGAGGAGCACCUGCGGCGGUACCGUGCACGCCCAGGCGCUAGUGACGACGCUUUGCCAUCUCCCGUUGGCUCCAACAUCAUCAACCUCGAGAACAAGCUGCAGCCAGACUGCAACCUCAGUGGCGUGCGGGGCGUUUUCUUCGACGCAAAGUCGGGUGCGUGGGUCGCUGUGUACAAGGACGCAGGGGUGCGUAAGUACCGCCUGUUCCCUACCCGCGAGCUGGGCUUUCAGAACUCCUACUCGCAGGCCGUCGAGUUCCUGCGCUUUGCGCUCUAUCGCAACCACCAGUUCCUGCACCGCAGGACGCGCACGCGCAAAAACAGGCCGGCGCUGAAGCCUUGA